This is a messenger RNA of Trifolium pratense (red clover), 937 nucleotides long. RefSeq lists its product as uncharacterized. The record is from RefSeq and is a predicted model, not a curated record. The transcript has 4 exons. NCBI's taxonomy places the organism in Eukaryota, Viridiplantae, Streptophyta, Magnoliopsida, Fabales, Fabaceae. Bases 150 to 749 code for a protein of 199 amino acids.
GUAUAUAAACCCCAAAAUACAUGUCCUUGAACAAGCAACAACCAUUUGAAACCCAUAUAGUGAUAUAAGUGUGAAUCUUCUUUCCAACUUGUGAAAGAUUUCGUAGAUAUCUAUCCCCCACGGUGGUUCCGAUCAAACAAAUUAAAGUCAUGUCUAGUAGCAGUUACUCCUUUGAUAUGGCCGUGGAGUGUGCGGUGAAAAGUGCUGUGAGAGAAGAUCAAGAUUAUUAUACUGAUGACACGUUUAAAAAGGAUUCAAUUUCCGACGAUAGUCAACCACGUCCACGAUCACCAAAUGACUACGGAUUGCCAACUAUAAGUGAAAAUGAACGACAUACAAUGCCUACUAAUAGUACUGAACUGAAGCUAUCAGAAAUAGAAACAGGAUUGCGAAGUGUAAUCGAGCCUGACGUCAAGUCAUUGAUCCUUGAGGGUGCAGAAUGUGAUUUGGAGAACCGACGCAAAAAUGGAGCGAUUUAUGAUGAGGUUUCGGCCUUUUGGACAACCAUUAACGAACGGUUGAAAUUUCUAUCAAAGAAACAUGGGGAGCUUUCAAUCGAUGAGGCUAUUGAAAUAAUCGAUGCAUCAAAACUCUUGAGUCUUUCGAAAGAACAUAAACAUCAUAAUAUUCUGUCUAAACUGAAUAUUGGUUAUAGUGUGCGUACGAUACUUCAAGGACAAAUGCUAGUAAAGAAAGGGCGCAAACUACUUGCCCUAAGCAAAUCCACGUUGCAGAAGGCGUAUAUUUGAAUUAUUGGUAUAUGAUGAAAUAAAGUUGAAUAAAAUAAAAUUUGAUAACUCGAAGUUCUUUUAAAUUUGAAUAACCUAUUUUAUUUCAUUCUACUCUAUUGAUAUGUAUGUGUGCGUAAUCUGAAUAUAGAUCACUAUUUUAUAUUUACAUUCACAAUGAAUGAAUGAAACACUAUCUUUGAAUGCUA